Molecule: messenger RNA, 817 nt
Organism: Coffea arabica (coffee)
Lineage: Eukaryota; Viridiplantae; Streptophyta; Magnoliopsida; Gentianales; Rubiaceae
Source: RefSeq, a predicted model, not a curated record
AGCACUUUACAGGGAGAAGCCUAGACAAUAUUGGAGUGGCGGUGCAGCUUAAACCCCAAUCCCCUCCUCCUCCUCCCCCUUUUGAUAUAGAUUCUGUGAUCACUGAGAAAUGAGGGGACAAACCAGUACUGUUGUUUUGGCCUUCCUCUUGGUAUGGGCCUUGAUCCUCAAGCUCGCCGAGCUGCCGAUUUUCAUACGGCAGAGCAGGGCGGACAACUCAGUAGCCCCACAGCCACAACCCAUGCCCAAAAUUCCCGACAUGGCAACCAAGCUGCAGUGGGGGCAGAUGGUCAUCGGAGUUUGUUUUCCGGCUGUUAAUACCGCCUUGCUAGCUCUCCAUACUCCGGCGCCUCUCCCCAGGACCUUUCCCUGGUUCUGCCUGACAUUCGAGCUGGCCCUUUUUGCUUCCUUGGUGUCUAUCUACAUUCGACGCCGUUCCGAGAAGGCAUCUCUGAUCCUGGAGCAUCUUGCUGUACUCUUCGGCGCUACGGCCUUCCUCCUAGCCAUUUCAAUGCCUCUUCACACCCCAAUGAUUGAGAUAUGCAUCGCCGUCGGCUGCAUUUGUUUCUUCAUAAUCAUCAUUGCCAAUCGUUCUCUGCGUGACUGGGAGAAUGGUGCUUUUGCUGGAGACAUUUAAACAUCUUCUGCCACGGUUUCAUGACUUGAUCAUCUCUCUUUGUAUGGUCUUUUCUUGAAGUUGUUUCAGGAGACAUGUAUGUGUGUGUUGUUUCAAUAAUGAUUACUACUGUACUUUAAGUUUGUUAAUUGUUGGGAAUGUUGAAAUGAUGCUUUGAUUGGAUUUUUUUUUAUGCGUGUC